AGAGCGUUCUCCGUCCGCUUUUCGCGGGCAGUACGAAAACAACUACGGAACACAGAGAACCCAAGCCAAGCCAAUUAUACCGACGCGUCAUUUCGCCCCCCAUUUUACUUGAGUGUGAUUAGUGUGAUUAGUGUGAUUUGUGACAUUUUUGCUGUGUCAGCGCUUGGAGGAACAUUCGCUGGAUUGAAAAUGAAUCUGCUGCUCCUGGUGGCCACCGCGGCCUCCGUGGUGGCUCUUGGCUCCGCGGAGCCGUCAAUGCUAUCCGAUGAGUUCAUCACGGUGGUGCGCAGUAAGGCCAAAACCUGGACGGUUGGACGUAAUUUCGAUGAAUCCGUGACGGAGGACCAUAUCCGCCGCCUGAUGGGCGUCCAUCCGGAUGCACACAAGUUCGCCCUGCCCGAGAAGAAAGAGGUUCUGGGUGAGCUGUACAAGGCCACCGAUAAGGAGAUUCCGGAGGAGUUCGAUGCCCGGAAGGAGUGGCCAAACUGCCCGACCAUUGGCGAAAUCCGUGACCAGGGCUCUUGCGGCUCCUGCUGGGCCUUUGGGGCCGUGGAAGCCAUGUCCGAUCGGGUGUGCAUCCAUUCCCAGGGCAAGGUGAACUUCCACUUCUCGGCCGAUGAUCUGGUGUCCUGCUGCCACACCUGCGGAUUUGGUUGCAACGGAGGCUUCCCCGGCGCCGCCUGGAGCUACUGGACGCGCAAGGGCAUCGUCAGCGGAGGUCCCUUCGGAUCCAACCAGGGCUGCCGUCCUUAUGAGAUUUCCCCUUGUGAGCACCACGUGAAUGGAACCCGUCCGCCCUGCGCCCAUGGCGGUGGAACGCCCAAGUGCCAGCACGUGUGCCAGAGCAGCUACACGGUGAACUACGCCAAGGACAAGCACUUCGGCUCCAAGUCCUACUCGGUGCGCCGCAAUGUGCGCGAGAUCCAGGAGGAGAUCAUGACCAAUGGACCGGUGGAGGGUGCCUUCACCGUUUACGAGGAUCUCAUCCUGUACAAGGAUGGCGUCUACCAGCACGAGCACGGCAAGGAGCUGGGCGGUCAUGCCAUCCGUAUCCUGGGCUGGGGCGUCUGGGGCGACGAGAAGAUCCCCUACUGGCUGAUUGGCAACUCGUGGAACACCGACUGGGGCGAUCGCGGUUUCUUCCGCAUCCUGCGUGGCCAGGAUCACUGCGGCAUCGAGAGCUCCAUUUCGGCGGGUCUGCCCAAGCUGUAGAUUGUAUAUGUAUUGCGGCUGUACGCUGAUAUCAACCCUCUAUUUACUAUCGUCCCCCUUUUAAUUUCAAUUCCCGUUCGCAAAUGACGUUUGUAGUUAAUGUAAACAACUAAACCUGAUUGAUAAUAAAGUAUUGUAUAUGACUGUGGAA
Drosophila subpulchrella is the source of this 1363-nucleotide messenger RNA. RefSeq names its product cathepsin B (gene CtsB). Gene Ontology annotation, molecular function: cysteine-type endopeptidase activity. Lineage: Eukaryota; Metazoa; Arthropoda; Insecta; Diptera; Drosophilidae. The coding region runs from base 190 to 1212 and encodes 340 amino acids. The transcript is spliced from 4 exons. Gene Ontology annotation, cellular component: lysosome. Gene Ontology annotation, biological process: regulation of catalytic activity. The record is from RefSeq and is a predicted model, not a curated record.